Molecule: messenger RNA, 2438 nt
Organism: Protomyces lactucae-debilis
Lineage: Eukaryota; Fungi; Ascomycota; Taphrinomycetes; Taphrinales; Protomycetaceae
Product: P-loop containing nucleoside triphosphate hydrolase protein
Exons: 1
Coding region: 39-2255 (738 amino acids)
Molecular function (GO): nucleic acid binding; ATP binding; RNA helicase activity
Source: RefSeq, a predicted model, not a curated record
GUGAAGGAUCAGGUCCUCACAAAUAAGCUACUUCAGAGAUGGCAAAGCUUGAUCCAAUGGAUCUAGUGGGCACAAUUGAAUCGGAUGAGGAGAUUGACGAUCUUGAUGAGGAUGAGGAGGUCGUGGAUGAUGUCGAGGCUGCACCCGUGCCUGCCAAACAGAAUGUCAAAAAGCGCAAGCACGCAGAAGUCGGGGAUCUUGCUGGCGAUUUUGUGUUUGAAGAUGAUUCUGCAGGUGCGACGGCAGACUUGGACGGUUGGCAAUUUGAUGAUCAAGCUAUGAACCGCGAAAAAGCUGGUGUGGACAUUGACGAAUUGAUCAAGAGACGCCGGACAGCUGGCAAGGGCACUGCAAUAGAAGCCCCUGUUUCGGACGCCGAAGAAGAAGAUGACGAAGAAGAAUUCGCAGGCUUCGCUUCGGAUGAUGAGGUGCCCGACGAUGGAUUUGGCGCUGGUGCCGCUGACGAGGACGAAGAGGCCGAACAACCUGAAGAGGCUUCUGAAGAAGAAGCUUUGGAUAAAGAUGAGGAGCAAGAGAGCGAUGUGGAAUCAGAGGCUGAAAUCGUUGCGCAUCCUAAUGACGCUGCUUCAGACGCUAGCGACGAUGAAGAAGUGUCUGCUGCAGAAAAGCAGCGUCAGAAGGAAUACUUUGCGGACGAAGAGGUGCAAAUACCCUUGAAUGCUGAACAGAGCGCCAAGUUGGCCGACUUCCGCAACAUGAACCUUUCGCGACCUAUUCUACGAGCUCUCACAGCGAUGAACUUUGCCUCAGCGACGCCCAUUCAGGCCAAAGCCAUUCCUGUAGCUCUCAUGGGCAAGGACGUUGUCGGUGGUGCCGUCACUGGUUCAGGAAAGACUGCGGCCUUUAUGAUACCCAUCCUCGAACGGCUCUUGUACCGCCCGAAAAAGGUGGCCUCGACUCGUGUCCUUGUUCUCUGUCCGACUCGAGAGCUCGCCAUGCAAUGUCAUGCAGUUGCCAAAAAACUGGCUGCUUUUACAGACAUCAAAUGCGCACUCGUUGUGGGCGGUCUCUCUCUCAAAGUACAAGAAGCUGAGCUGCGUACACGGCCGGAUGUUGUCAUUGCCACGCCCGGUCGUUUUAUUGACCAUUUCCGCAAUUCACAGGGCUUCACGGUCGAGAACAUCGAAAUUAUGGUCAUGGACGAAGCCGACCGCAUGCUUGAAGAAGGUUUCGCAGACGAGCUCAAUGAGAUCAUCAAUGCUUGUCCGAGAUCUCGUCAAACCAUGCUCUUCUCCGCAACAAUGACUGACAAGAUUGAUGAUCUCGUUCGACUGUCGCUCAACAAACCCGUGCGACUUCUCGUCAAUGCAAAGAAGGAGACAGCCGAACACCUUAUCCAGGAGUUUGUGAGAAUCAGGCCGCAAAGAGAGCACACUCGAUCUGCUAUCCUCGUUCAUCUCUGUCAAAAGCUAUUCAAACAAAGGUGCAUCGUCUUCUUCCGCAGUAAAGUCCUCGCGCAUCGCAUGCGUGUCAUCUUUGGUAUUCUCGGCAUGCGUGCUGGCGAAUUACACGGUAAUUUGUCACAAGAACAACGUGUCCUUGCCCUCGAGUCCUUCCGAGAUGGACGAAUUGACUUUUUGCUCGCCACAGAUCUCGCCUCGCGUGGUCUCGACAUCAAGGGCAUUGAUACAGUCAUCAAUUACGAAGCGCCGCAAUCCCACGAGAUAUACUUGCACCGCGUUGGUCGUACAGCGCGUGCUGGUAGACAAGGUCGAUCUGUCACCCUCGCGGGCGAGAAUGAUCGUAAAGUUGUGAAGGCUGCAGUCAAGUCCUCUGCGGCACUCAAGUCAAAGGUCCAAUCACGCGCCCUCGAUGCUGGCGAGAUGGAUGUUUUGGCAAAGAAGUUGCAGGAUCUUGAGGAAGAAAUCGAGGCGGUCCUCAAGGAUGAGAGCCAAGAACGACAGAUGCGUCAAGCUGAGAUGGAACUCAAACGUGGAGAAAACAACCUCAAGUAUCGCGAAGAGAUCCAGGCUCGACCAAGGCGGACGUGGUUCACAACUGAAGACGAGAAGCAAAAGUCUUCGCAGCGAGGCAAGGAGUUGCUCAAUGGCGCUGACGGCAAGAGCGCUGCUGCAGCUAAACAGAAACAAGCACCCAAACCAAUCUCAAAUAAAGACAAGAAGCGUCUAGAUGCGAAACGGGAUCGUAAGGAAGGCAAAGUCUAUGGCAAACGUGACAAGAGUGACGGUCCGAAGGAAAAGCCAAAGUCACGCGCAAAGAAGUCUCGCAAGUAGGAUUCGUCCAUCAUCAUGUAGAAUUCACCUAUGGGCUCGAUUCUCAAGUUGUGUUCGUGCAUCAUCUGCUUUGAGCUGCAGUAGUAAGGUAUGCACGAUGAUUGUCAUCGAGCAAAUGCCAAAUACGCAUGCUCUCUUGCCUGCCAAAGCUGCCUAUCCACCACACAUCUUCUAAGCGCUGCA